Messenger RNA from Diachasmimorpha longicaudata, 1986 nucleotides. RefSeq names its product mitochondrial fission regulator 2-like. The transcript has 6 exons. The record is from RefSeq and is a predicted model, not a curated record. Bases 395 to 1090 code for a protein of 231 amino acids. NCBI's taxonomy places the organism in Eukaryota, Metazoa, Arthropoda, Insecta, Hymenoptera, Braconidae.
AUUGUAUUUUUUUUUCUCUCACUUCGUUGCACUAGUCUACAGCCUCACCACCGAUCGACGGCGUGGCUGGAGCACCACAAGGAUAAAAAAUAUUAAAAACAUCUCCAACUCAAACCGCAAAUAAAAUGUCGAAACGAUAAAAUUUCUCAAAUGUUCGAGGGCUCAUCCUCUGGAACAGCACAACAACCUGUCGUCAGCUGUUGGCAAUACUCCCAAAGUAGAGGAAAAGGGAUUUAUUUCGAUGUCGUAACGACCCGCGAACGGAAUAAAAGAGGAAUUAUUUUUCAACAAUUGGCCAUUGCGAGUGCGUCAAUUGUAUUUUUAGUUUAGGUUAUUUGGGUCACGUAACGAAUGUAACGAAUACAUUUCUGGGUCAAACCAUUGAUUAUUGAGAAUGGACGAGGCACCGAAAUUGUACGGGAGGAGACGGAGCAUCGUGAGGAGGAUCGGUUCUUUCCUUCCACUUAAACCACCUCCGAAAAUAUAUGUGAGCGUGACUGCUCUCCACUCUAUGUCCAGUUCGAUGAUCAAUGAAGAGAGUAAUGGGGAGGCUGGGAGCCCCAAUGAUUUUGGGGAAGGCAGGCUGUCCGGCAGUAAACCAGACCUUUUAGAGCCAAUUAGUUUCGGCUCGGAGGUGCGUCUCUUGGCCCUAGAGCAGGAGCUCCAAGAAUUGAGAACGCAAGUUUCACAGAUUGUGAAAACCUCCAACUACAGCAAGACCCACCAUUCGUCGAUGGCUUCAUUAUCAAACGGAAACACGACAACCCAUCAACCACCACCUCAGCCACCACCCCUUCCCCCACCUACAACCCCACACAUUGCGAGACGAUCGAGUCUUCAGGAUCACAAAUUGGAGGACAGGAAGAAGCCCCUGGUAGUGCAAAAAUCAAUGGGAGACAUGCUUAAAGAUCUCGACAAAGUUAAAUUAAAACCUAUCGAAAGAUCCCCUGGAGGUCGUCCCCUACGCCCAAAAAGGGAAAAUAGCCCGUGCAAUGAUCUUCAGGAGAUCCUUCGUAGGAGAUAUGUUGCCAUGAGACAGACACCAGACAGCAGAAACUCGUCCACCUUGACUAUUGAUGACUCCUUCUGAAAUUAGAGGAGAAUUUAAUACGACAAUUUGGUAUCAGAAAGUACUUGAGGAUUUAUUUUUAUCAGGGAGAUACCUCGAGCAUUCCUGGGACCUGAGAGGUCUCUAGUUUAUCACAUAUUUCACAGAUGCAGAUACAUAGCGAGUCAAUGCCAAAGUGGUGAAACGUAACACGAGAAAUUAUAAAAUAAAACUCAUUGAAUGGGAUUUUUGAGUAAGAAAUACAUUUGGGGAAAAAGUGGGGUUAAGGAGAUAGGCUCAGAGGAUUUGCCGCGCUUCACCACUUUGAUGUUGAACUAGAUUAGAAUGUUCAUAGGAAAUUCGACCAUAGAAUCAACAGCUCCUCCCCCUGAGCUAGUCCUAGUAUUGUACAUUGUCUCGCCAUUACGAUCAUUGUAGAUAAUCGACAAGUUAAAUUGUGAAGCUCAGCCCCCAUUUUCUUCGAUCAUGAUUAAUUUGCGGGGUAAAAUAUGCAAUCCCUCAGAGCUUAUGAACCCUUCCCUCGAACUUAGGCGGUUAAUAAUAGUUAGGAUCUCAACAUCGACUUCAUUUUUUUUUGUAAUUGGAAGAAUAACUUCCGAUGUUGUGAGGAGUCUCAAGCAAUGAAAGAGAGAUGUGAACUCUAACACUUGCAUACGAAAAAUUCACGUGAUAUUCAAUUAACACAUUCGUAUGAUUCAUACAUAUUUUAAUUGAGCAAUUUAAUUUGAAUAAUUUUUUUCUUUCAUCUUAAAACAAUUGGAAAUCUCUGCGAUGCUCAGUGCAGACUGAUCACGUCCUUCAAUUAGUUAAUUAGGAAAUAAUUGAUAAAUAUAACAUGUACAGAGGUGUUUUAUACGAUGAGGCUUUUACCAACAAAUACGAUAAUAAAACGUUAUUGUUACGUAAUACAAAAAGAA